CACAAAGUGCCGAAGAGGUGCAGUUUCAGGGACGGACGGAGAAAAUGGACUGUCCCCUUCAGGUCUUGAUCCUUGAGCUAAUUUCAACACUGCUGUUCUGGGAAGGUGCGUCACCUCUUAGACUCCCAGGAUAUGACCUGAGUGCUCCUGCCAAUGUGGUCGUAGAGGAAGGGCUCUGCACUAUUAUCCCCUGCAAUUUCACUUAUGACCCAUCAGAUGCCAGCCAGACUGCAACAUUGUAUGGAUUUUGGUUUGGGAAAAGAGGCUUUCCUGGGGAGCUUCCUUUAGUGGCCACCAACAGUGAUGAAAUGGUAGCAAGCUUUGCUGUCAAUCGCUUUCAUCUCAUUGGGAAUCUGAAAGAAGGAAACUGUUCCCUCCUCAUCUUCACUGCCGAAAAAAAUGAUUCAGGGAGCUACGUUUUCAGAAUGGAAAAAGGAUACAGAGCAAAAUUUACCUUUAAAGACAACUACCCCGAGCCAUUCCUGAAGGUGACAG
Python bivittatus (Burmese python) is the source of this 495-nucleotide messenger RNA. NCBI's taxonomy places the organism in Eukaryota, Metazoa, Chordata, Lepidosauria, Squamata, Pythonidae. The record is from RefSeq and is a predicted model, not a curated record.